Molecule: messenger RNA, 639 nt
Organism: Lachancea sp. 'fantastica'
Lineage: Eukaryota; Fungi; Ascomycota; Saccharomycetes; Saccharomycetales; Saccharomycetaceae
Source: the annotation of a GenBank genome assembly
AUGGAUGUCGACAAAUAUGCGUUGAGACUGAAAAAUUUGAAACGAAAACGGGUGAGUUUGGCGGUAAAGAACCGUAAAGAAGUGAACCGGGAGGAUGAGCUGAGUCAAAAGUCUCAAAAGCCCGCUGUAUAUAGUUUGAAUGAGGACAAAAACUCGGAUGGGAAAGGCGAGAGUGGCAGAGAAAAAGGUGAUGCCCACGAUCGUCGAUGGGAUUACAGUAUGCGAGAUUAUGAGCAGUGGGACGACCGAGAAAAUAGGAAGAAAAGGACAGAUUUCGGCCAGUACAGAGAUCUGGCCAAGGCUACGUACGAUAAAGAAGUUCAACGAAUCGCCCACAGGUUUGAUGACCACCAUAGCAGCAACAAGGUUGGGAAACAGACCCGCAAUUUCAACAGCAAAGGUAAAAUUGUAAUCGAGGACAAUCUGCAGUUGGUGAGCGACCUAGCAGAAAGCUUGGAAAAAGACGCCAACCAGCGAUACGCCAAGACGCAGAAAAAACUGGAACGCCGGAACGGUACUGAGACCUCCUCGUCUACCGGAUUUGUGAAUGAGAAAAACAAGCAGUUCAAUGAGAAGCUGGAUCGUCAAGCAAAGAGAUUAGAACAGCUCGAAGAAGCACAGGAGCAGGGACAGGGGUGA